Lasiosphaeria miniovina is the source of this 351-nucleotide messenger RNA. RefSeq lists its product as uncharacterized. The transcript has a single exon. Lineage: Eukaryota; Fungi; Ascomycota; Sordariomycetes; Sordariales; Lasiosphaeriaceae. Bases 24 to 326 code for a protein of 100 amino acids. The record is from RefSeq and is a predicted model, not a curated record.
CCGUCGUGGUACCAAAAGCACCAAUGCGGAGAACAGCAGCAGCAGCAGCAGCAGCAGUAGCGCUCUGGCUGUCGACAUUGAAGGGAAACCCCUUCUUCUCCUACGUAUUGUAUCCCAACCAGCUAACACAGAGACACAGCAAAAACACACCUAAGAACGUCUUUGAUGAUGAACUAAUUCUUUACCGAUUAUCGCGAUCUCGGAGCAACAAAGAACGUUUUCCACUAUUAGGUGGGCAGGUAAUUAAAUUCGUCUGCAUUAGACAGGGGCAAAAUAUUCAACACCCAAACCAUCUGUCCCGAAUACCACCCAAAACCAAGACUUGAAGGAAGCAGAAAAGGUCCAAAGAAC